CUGACAAUAAGGCGGGAAAAGAUUCCCCCUCCCAAACUCUGGUGCCGUCUCCCGGUCUCAGCUAUAGAUCGCACUUCCCAAAUCCCUAAUUCCGCCAAUCCCAAUUCUAUUUGUGCGCGAAGAUGGAUGAUUCCGCCCGGCAGGAGUCCCCGCCGGCGGCUGGCUCCGGCUCCGUGGAACGCAGGAGAGUCCGCCGGAGGCUGGUCCAGUCAACGCUGUUCACCCACAAUCCUCAAGUGACUGAACCCACUGCGGACCUGAAGAAGGACAAUAAUUGCAGUGAGGAUGAGGCCGGUUGUGAGGGCGAGGAGGCUUGCGGGAGCCAAAAGGGGAGGCCGAAGCGGAAAGGGAGAACUACUACCCCCCAAAAGAAGGCUUCUUCGGCGAAGAAGGAGAAGCAGUCUGUAAAUUGUACACCGCCAAAGAGUGCAAGGAAAUUGACGAGUCUGAUGGAUAUUGAGGACAGGUCGCCGCCAAUUCCUAAUCUGCGGUUAGAAGCAAAAUUAACUGCUGAGGAAAACUCACGAAUGUUCGCCGGUAGGCAAAUUCAUCCAUUCUUUUCAUCCUGGAAAUCAGGAAGGAAGUGUGAGGAAGUUUCCGAAAUCGAUGGCAGUAUGUGCUCGAGUGAAGGAAAGAACAGAGACAUUACCCUCGGCCCAGUUCAUGUUUUUGAGAAAACUCAGGAUGAUGAGAGGCUGCCUAUUGAUUGGAGAAACUGGAAAUUUUGUGAAGAUAACUUUAUCAGUGGUACUCAUGAUUUAGAGAGAACAACUUCUGUUUUCGAGGGCAACAUCAGUUGUUUAACAUUUGAUAAUUUACCAUUUGUGGCUCAUUCCUGUAAUGAGUCAUUUCACGAGAAUCAGGAGUCAUUGCAUAAUAGACCUAAACAAAGAUGUCUGAACAAGACAUCAUCAACUGAUUUGGCUGCACAAGAUGAUGGGCAUGUGUCAUAUUCUCUCUUGCUGGAGUCUGAACGGUAUCAUGAAACUGAAAGAGUCAGGUUCAUAUCUACACAUGCUGAACACUUGAGCAAGCUGGAUGUCAAGCAGCAGGACAAGUUUCUUCAGGAGAGGAUGAUAUCUUACUAUGUUGAUCGUGGUAAUAAGCCUGCAGAAAUGUUAUGGACAGAUAAGUACCAACCAAAGAGGUCAACGGAGGUUUGUGGUAAUGAUGAUUCUGUAAAGUUUCUGAGUGAGUGGUUACAUCUCUGGCAUCAAAGACAUAAUCAUAACAGCAGAUACGUAAAUGCAUUAGAUGAUUCCGGCUCCUUGGAGCACAGUAAUAGCUAUCACUUGCCUGAUUCUGAUUCAGAAUACACCGAAGAGGAAGGACUGAAAAAUGUCCUCUUGAUUAUUGGCCCAAUUGGGUGUGGGAAGUCUGCAGCUAUCUAUGCGUGUGCUGAAGAACAAGGUUUUGAUGUUAUGGAGGUCAAUGCAUCAGAGUGUCGAAAUGGUGCCUUGGUGAAGCAAAGAUUUGGUGAAGCCUUGGAAUCCCAGUGGUUGAAAUGGUCACCAGGAAAUGAUCUGGAUCCUCAGAAGGAGCAAAAAUGUAAUUCAGAACUACCAAAUAGUAAAAUAAAGUUCACUAUGGGUAAUGAGGUGAUAGAACUAAUACAAGUAUCCGAUGAGGACACUUCAUAUGACGCCACUAAAGCCGAUAAAUUUGCUAUGAAGGAGAAUGGAGUUUUGUGUGAUCGACGGAAAGUCAAACCUUUAAUCCUUUUCGAGGAUGUUGAUAUCACUUUUCUUGAAGAUCGUGGUUUUAUUGCUGCUAUAGAACAAAUUGCUGACACAGCAAAGGGUCCUUUGAUUUUGACGACAAACAACAGCAGGGUAGCACUCCCUGAUAGUUUGGACAGACUAGAGAUGAGCUUUGCAAUGCCAUCCCCUGAGGAACUUGUUCGCCAUGCAUAUAUGGUUUGUGCUGCUGAGAAACUCUCCAUCCACCCUCAACUAAUUGAGAGACUUGUUGAAUGUUUCAAGGGAGAUAUUCGUAAAACCCUUAUGCAUCUCCAGUUUUGGUGUCAGGGUAAUAGAUAUCAUCAGAAAGAUGAACAAGCCCGAAGUAAUGCUGGGUUAUUUGACCUUGAGUUGGUCCAUAAUAUUCUGCCAAAGUUGAUGCCUUGGAAUUUCCCUUCGGAGUUAUCUGGGCUAGUUGAGAAGGAAAUUGCAGUGUCAUUAUUUGGGAUGGAGGAGAAUUCUAAUUUACCCAUGGUUGAGGAGGAAUUUGACAAGGAAGCACUGGUUUCUUUGUUUGAUAUGGAUCAUAGUGAAAAAGCUUUGGAGGCCAGGAAAGAAGCCAUGCUAAGCAGGAACUGUUCCAUUUAUGAUGACCAGGAAAUUUUCACUCAAUCAAUAGAUAUCCCUUGUGACUUCUCAAGAUCACCAGGCACCCCUGUUGCAUUCACCUGUCGAAAAGGUCGACGAAAGCUGGAUGUUGUACUGUCUUCUGAUACUGAGGAUGAGAAUGACAGCAGAAUUCCUAGUCUCAGUAUAGACCAGCAAUGUUUUCUCACCCCAUCGCCCAGCAAACCAAGCGAGGACAAAGUGGAAAACGAGGAAUUCUGUUUCUUUCCCUGUUCAGGGAUUCAGACCAAAUAUGAAAUCGACAGUCAAUGCAAAGCGUCAUUUGAUGAGUUAUCAUGUGUCCCUGAGACAACAUAUGUUCCUGAAACGACUAUUGAAAAUGAAACAGACGCAAUGUCAUGCAGAACAAUUUCUUCUUCUCCUCAAGUUGUUGAGACGGAGGAAGUUUUCACAUGCAAUGGGCUGACUAGCAACCUGUCUCCGAAGCAUGGCAAGCCUCUAAGCAGAUUGCAUAAACUCUCAGAUCUGUCAAGAACUACUCAUGACGUGACAGCAGAAUCUUAUGAAGAUGAGGAAGUAACUCAAUACGAACAUGCAGAAGCUACUGGAAGAGGACAUGAUGUGAUGGAUGAGUGCAGCCGCAUGGAUUUUAGGAGAAGAUCAGUGCCUGAUGUGGUACAUGAAUCAUGGAAAAGACUUCGUGUAAAGGAUUUGAGAAAGUAUGUCUCAACUGAAGAGAGAGAUGCUUUGAGGAUCAUACGAGAAGCCAGUGGAAUGAGCAACCUAAUUUCACAAUCUGAUACGUUACUUUGCCGGUGUGGAGCAGUAAUGAGUGAUUGUUUGGAUCCUAGGACAUUUGCUUCUGAGGAACCAGAAUUCUUUGGUUGGUGUCAUGAGCAAUGGCAGAUGACAUCCACAAUGUUUCAGCAUGGGUUCUGCUCUUAUGCAAAAGAUAUCGCUGCUGUUGGUUUGAAUAACCUUGAUGGCAAGCAAACGGUGGAUUUGACCUCAGAGAUAUUGUCUUUGACAAAUGACAAGAUGGCCUUAGCUAACAUGAUUCUCAGGGAUAUGAGAGGAUCUAGUUUUAGUCUAGAUGGUGGAAUGGGUCAGAGAUUGAAUCCUCCAAACACAGAUGAAACUUCAAGAAGAGAAGCAAAGUCAUGCCUCAUGGAUGUGGUUCAAUCUCUGAUUCCUCCGAGAACGUGUUUAUCCUUGAGAGGCUACACAUUCCAUGAGUAUCUUUCUUCAUUAGGGAAUAUUUCGAGAAGAGAAGCUUCCCGUCUGUCUCAAGGCAUGGACAAGACGAAGAGGCGGAGUCUUUCCAUGCAGGGGAAGGACUACCCGACACUAUCUAAGCACGGGCACUAUGAUGUUAUCUUCUGAAGAGAUUUCCAUGCUCGAUGAGUUUAGCAUUUUGGGAAAUAGUGAAUCUCAAUCAACCGAGGCCAAAAACGGGUAGUAGAACUGGAGGAUCUGUGGGCAACCCCUCUGUUUUACACCAAAAAAUGUCCACUGGGGCUCCAGAAGAGAUGGACCCUGGUGAUUUAUAACCAUCCAAUGUCGGAAAAUGUCUGAUAGAUUUGUCAAAACUCAGUAAUUGGCACAGGUCAGAGGAUCUGAUGUGGCCUGUGCUUCACGGCUGUAAAGCUCGUGCUGAUUAUUCUUAUUUAGGUAAUGGUCACUGCUGCCAAUACUAAACUGAAAUGAGCUAAUCAACCGCGGAAUUGCUUCAGUGAUUUCAAGGAGUUCUGCAACUCAGGACUUUCUCUUCAGUCUGUAGAGCUCCUGAGGCUGCGGUUUAGACGAGCUCCGGGUGGAUGUGCAAAGAUUUGCAGAAGCGAUGAGAGGCAUUCUGAUCCAAGAGCCGUAGUCAAGUUAGUGUAGGUGAUUCUGUGGAGGCUCUACUUCUCUAAUUAUUGAAGAAAUUUGAGGAAAUAGCAUGACAAAUUUUCCUUAUUCAUAUCCUUCUCUCGCCGAUUCAUCUGUUCAUGUAUUCUACUACAGAAAUCUUCUCUUUGAUUCUCCUUUUCUUCCCAAUAAGCUAUGUAGAUUUUUCAAUCGGUCCAUGAAAA
Molecule: messenger RNA, 4378 nt
Organism: Punica granatum (pomegranate)
Lineage: Eukaryota; Viridiplantae; Streptophyta; Magnoliopsida; Myrtales; Lythraceae
Source: RefSeq, a predicted model, not a curated record